Messenger RNA from Arachis duranensis, 1611 nucleotides. Its product is annotated as GDSL esterase/lipase At4g10955. The transcript is spliced from 3 exons. NCBI's taxonomy places the organism in Eukaryota, Viridiplantae, Streptophyta, Magnoliopsida, Fabales, Fabaceae. The record is from RefSeq and is a predicted model, not a curated record. Bases 355 to 1446 code for a protein of 363 amino acids. Gene Ontology annotation, biological process: lipid metabolic process.
GCUCAACUAAUCUAAACACCAAAACAACGUUCCUUUGGAAGACGAUACCAGAGGCCUAGAUCUAAGUCAUCUAACAAUACAACUAAUCUAGCUCCAACCCUCUUACUCUCCCUCUCCAUUUCUCAGAUUUUGGCAGUAUGUUAUGCAGGUGUACAGUAUUGACUUUUGAGAUGUUGACUGUGGUCGGAAACAACAGAAAUAAUUUUUUCAUUUUAGCUGUAGAUGUACUAUGCAUCGAUGCACUGAAUCCGAUUGUCUUUAAACUGAUUCAUGUCCUUCCCUCUUUUACCCUCUUCCUUUUGGCAAUUUCUGAAGAUACUGAGAAGGAAGGCAGCAGGGGUUGUAUAGGGUGCAAUGGAUUUCGAGAGGGAAAAUUUUGAUCUCUCAGGACCCUUGCAUUUGACUUGUGUCCAAUGGGAUAACGCGCAUCAUCGAAUGUCAGUUGCUGCUAGUUUGGUCCAAGCUGUUUACAUUCUAGAAAGGGACCGGCAAGAAAAACGCAAAGAUCAAAAUGCUCUUGCACCGCCUUGGUGGGCAUUCUUCCACUUUCAGUUGCUUCGUCCACUUGUAGAUGAUGUUGAUUCUUCCAUCUUUGGUGCAAUCUUUGAGUUCAAACCUCCAUUGUCUCCACGUAAUGACACUUUAUACCGAAGUCCACGUUAUGUGAUUGCCUUUCGUGGUACUCUAACCAAACAGCACUCGGUUUCACGUGACAUUGAGCUGGAUAUCCACUUUAUCCAACAAGGUCUUCAUCAAACUUCUCGCUCUACCAUAGCUCUGAAUGCUGUUCGAAAUAUGGUAGCAACUGUAGGUGAUUCGAAUGUUUGGUUGGCUGGACAUUCCUUAGGAUCAGCAAUGGCAUUGCUUACUGGCAAAACCUUGGCUCAGACGGGCACGUUUGUUGAAUCUUUUCUUUUCAACCCACCCUUUGUAUCUGCUCCAAUAGAGAGAAUUAAGGAUGAGAGAGUGAAACAUGGGAUUCGAUUUGCUGGCAGUGUGAUAACAGCUGGACUCACCCUAGCCAUGAAAGCCAAGCAGCAGCAGCAGCAGCCGCCGCCGCCGCCGCAGCAGCUGCAACAGGGCAAGCAGCCGCAGCAGCAGAAGGAUCUGUGUGUUGCAUCAUUUGAUGCUUUGGCUGCUUGGGUCCCAGGUUUAUUUGUGAAUCCAUCGGACCAUAUAUGCUCAGAGUAUAUUGGAUACUUCGAGCACAGAAGAAAGAUGGAGGAAAUUGGAGCCGGAUUCAUUGAAAGGUUAGCGACUCAAAACUCGCUUGGUGGAUUAGUGAUGAGUGCGUUUGGGAAGGAAUCUGAAGCCCUGCACCUCAUUCCUUCGGCUUCUAUGACAGUUAAUGUUAUGCCUGCACGUGAUUUCCGAGAAGCCCAUGGGAUUCACCAAUGGUGGCAACCUGAUUUGCGCCUCGAACGCAAGCUGUACAAAUACAAGUAGUUCCACGCUGUUUCUUCUGCAUUUACAUGAAAGGACAGAUGAAAUUCUUUUCGCAUAUGCGCAAUGUUUAACUGUUCAUUUGAACUUUUGUUUCGUAAAUACAUGUAGAGUGCUUGUGAACGAAUUAGCAAAUUAUAUAAUUCAAUUUAGUUACACUGUCUAGAA